AUGGGGACUUGUAAAAAGUCGUGUCAUGUCAUUCAGCAGCAUAGUAACAUAAUGCAAUACGAACAACUAAACUUCCUAAACGAAUGGCUGUGUGAAAACGCGCCUCGAAAACACGCUCACAAAACAGAGUGCUUUCGACCUUCCAGACACCUAGGUCCUAGCAAGGCACUCGCGUUAACAGUCCGUACAGCUACACAACAAUAUCAAUCUUGCUGUUCACAUGCCACAUUUCCUUCCAAUGUGAAAGAAAGAAAGCCUUCAGCUGUAGCACUCUUUCGGUGCCUAGCUGCCAUGCCACCCGAAGGAAGCACGAGGGUUGGGAUACUGCCAGGUUGCCCAAGCCUAGACAGGGGAAGUCGAGUGGCGGAGGUCGGAUUCGAACCACGGGCCUUCCGGUCAGUAAAUUCGCGCUCUAACCAUUUGGGCCAUCUCGCCCCCUUCCAGUGUGGGAAUAUCUUUAUACAGACAUUCUCUCCGGCGUGUAUAAAACAGCAGUUUUCUCAAGAAAAGACGUUUUCCCGGGGGGAUAUCUAUGUUUUGGUCCCCGGUAGGGUAGAAAUCCAUAACCACCAGCUGGAGCAGUCAACCAUCGGGUUGGUUGAGUAG
Messenger RNA from Opisthorchis viverrini, 606 nucleotides. RefSeq lists its product as hypothetical. The record is from RefSeq and is a predicted model, not a curated record. The transcript has 4 exons. NCBI's taxonomy places the organism in Eukaryota, Metazoa, Platyhelminthes, Trematoda, Opisthorchiida, Opisthorchiidae. The coding region runs from base 1 to 606 and encodes 201 amino acids.